Messenger RNA from Mercurialis annua (annual mercury), 639 nucleotides. RefSeq lists its product as uncharacterized. NCBI's taxonomy places the organism in Eukaryota, Viridiplantae, Streptophyta, Magnoliopsida, Malpighiales, Euphorbiaceae. The record is from RefSeq and is a predicted model, not a curated record. The transcript has 2 exons. Gene Ontology annotation, molecular function: RNA-DNA hybrid ribonuclease activity; nucleic acid binding. The coding region runs from base 1 to 639 and encodes 212 amino acids.
AUGCUGAAGACGCAGGAAUGCUCGACCAAAUGGAGAUACAUUCAGUCAUUGACGCAGGAAAAUCAAAGAUUGCCGCCUCCUUUGAUGUUUAAGAGUCUUUAUGGUAUGAUUCAGAAGCCAAAUCCAGCUCCCAAUCGCAACAGUCCAGCCACUGCUCAGUUAUGGCAAGGUCCUCCUCCUUUGGUUCUAAAAAUUAAUACGGAUGCUUCAGUUCAAGCUGCCAAGAAUCUUUCAGUAGCCAGUGCUGUCAUUAGAGACUCGUCGGGCUCAGUUGUCAGUUGUGGUGUCUUCGUUGCUCAUGGUGUUGUUGAUGUCGACGCAGCAGAAGCUUUGGCAGUUCGCUUAGGGAUGCAGCUGUCAGCCUCCGUUCCUUAUUCAGAGUUCAUUGUUGAAUCAGAUUCCACAAGCAUCAUUCGCAGGCUGCAUCAUCCUGAAGACGCAAUAGAUCCUGUCCAGACCAUCGUUGAUGAAUGUUUGGCUCUCGUUGGUGAUCGUUCUAUUUGUUUUCAGCAUAUUCCUAGAGUUUGUAACCAAGUUGCACGUGCCCUUGCUAAAUGGGGUGUGUUUUUUGGUGGUGAUUGUUUAUUUACCGGUGAAGUUCCAUUCCCGGUUUAUGAACUUGUAAACUCGAUUGGCUGA